UAGUCCGUUAAGAAACUAAUGUAAUCAUUAAUACAUAUAAUUUAUUAUUAACAACAAUAUGGUAUGUUUAAAAGCUCUAAACAUGGUGUAAGACUUCUUUCGGAUAUUUCCGGUUGGAAACUCUUAAAAGCUAUACAUUUUAAUUGUCAUUCGGUAUAAAUUUUAAACCUGCAUAUAUAUUUCGGACAUGAAAGUGGUUCUUAAAAUAUCCAAAAGUGCUUAGAAUCCUGAAAUUAUCGGAUAAAAUCGAACCGGUUAUCAUCGAUAGGGAAAAAACCGUUUUCAAACUCAUAUUUGUAGGAUUUACGCUUUAUUGGAAAAUAGCUUUUUCUAACCAAAAAUUUUAACCGGCUCGAAACCUUGAGCCAGCUUCAUAUAAAAUAACUACUCAACUCGUUUUUCGAGAACAUAUUCGUACUCGCUAUUAACGUUAACGGUGACAAUGAAAAUGCUUUUUAUAAACGACGGCUGCGCUUGCGCAAACAAAGCGUACACAUGGCAAAGCUAGCGCCGGGGGUGGAAGAGUGAUGAAGGUAACUGCUAGAAGAAAAUGCUUGCGUACAAAAACUACCCUCUGUCGCACGAGUCAUUGACAUACAAUAGCAAAAACAUAUUAUAUUUACUAUGUGAAUACAUACAAAGUUAUUAAGAAUUUUUUUUCACUGUAGUAAACAUGUACAUAUGCAUGGAUGUAGCUAUGUGUAAUGUUGUGUUGGUAGACACCAAGAGUCGAUCCUAGCUGGUGCCACUGGCGGUGCUCGUCAACUAACUGCUGGCAGGCAAGCAGCCGUUGCAGGAGCAGAUGUUUCCAAUUGAGGCGAAUAUGCGCGCGCCAAAGCAAAUGCCACUGCAUUGUCCAAAAGACUUUGUUGGUGUGCGCGAGUACACAAAUGUUUGUAUGUACUUUUGAUAAUCGGCGGUUCGACUCUGUCUCGCAGUGUUAUUUAGCGCAAUUAUUAUUACACUGAGGGCACACACACACAAACCACCACACCACCGGCACUAAGUAUUAUGGCACGAUCUAUAGAGGGGGAGCUGUGCGCCGUCGUCGUCAAUUCAUCCACACAUGAGUGGUUGUAUACACACACACACACACACACACAUACACAAAUUUCAGUAGUCCGACAGAACCCAAACGGGGUUGCAAUUCGUAGCUUCUACAUUUGGCAGUUGGUCUUCUGACUUUAACGACAGUCUUCAGACUUCAGCAGUUGUGUAGAAGAAGUCGUCGCGUGUGGAAGCAAAAAAAUUUCGGAAAAGCAUUUUGAAACAUUUCAAAAUUGAGAGAAGUGUUGAUAGUUUCUAUAAAGUGAGAGUUAGUAUGGUUCUACGAUAAAUAUGAAUUAUUAUUAAAAAUCCAUCGAGAAGUUCAUUAUUUCAAGUGUGCAAAAACGAUUAAUUAGAAGAAGUAUCUAUAAUUUCCGUUACUAAAACCACCGAAGAAGAUCUAAAAUUCGACGAAUAAAGACAAAUUUAAACGCUGUAAACUUAUAAAUCUAGCGAAAUGUCGCAACACAACUACACGAAUCCGGCAUUUUGUCAAGGCAGUGAAUUCUACCCUACAAGCGGCAUUGAAUUGGACUCGGUGCAACAACCCGUCGAAGCGAUCUACAAUCGGAGCUUGAAUAUGUCUUAUGGCGGACAUUCGGCGCAGAUAAAUGCACGCGUUGGUCCCCUACGUCUUCAACGAAGCAUGUCGACGCGUUCGGUCAACACGCAAAAACGCCAGAAAACAACAAAUCUACCUGAAGUGCACUCAAGACGUCCACCGAAACCGCACCAAUAUCAACUACAACAACAGCAGCAGCUACAGCUACGCCAGAACCAACAUAUUCCACAACAACAUUUCAUAAAAAGCCAAGCUUCUACAACGCCUACGCGUACAAACAACUUUAAUGCCGUUACCGAGCCAACGAAUUUCGAAACGCGUUCGAAUUCCGGCCGUUACGCGCUUGUGCCGUUGGAGGAUUUGCCUUCGGCCGUAAAUAAUAAUAAUAAUAGCCGUUACGCAAUUGUGCCAGGUCCAACCGCGCCUCUAACAACGCUACAUCGUUAUGCGAAAUCUCAGGAUAACCUUGAUUGUUAUUGUUCUGAAGGGCGCUUAAAUAGUGACGAUGAACCCGCCUCAUUUCACGAGGAGCCCAACUCAUUUCAUGGUCAAGCGUCUGAGGCGGCUUUCACGAGUCUACCACCAGUCUUUGAGCGUGGCAGAGCAGCACAUUCAAUUGCGAAGCAGCCACAACCGUUGGCGCCGAAGAUUAAGCAUGGUUUCUCAAGCGAUUUCGGUAGUAAAACCUUUUUAAUUGUGGAUAAGAAUAGCAAUCAACGCUAUCAAAUGGUGCCCACUGCGGAGAAUGAAGAAUUGGUCGAUGACAAUCAGGAGAUCAUACAAAUGCACAAUGGUCGUGCGCAUCGCUAUGCGGUCAUACCUACCGAAGAGGAAGAGGAAAACAUGCUCACCGCAGAGGAUGAGGAGGAAGAGACGUGUCUGAGCAAUCCCGAUUUAAAUCACAGCGAGAACUUCUUUAUUGGCAAUACCAUAAAAACACCGAGAAAUGCAACGCUACGCACAUCAACACCACAGAAACUGCCAGCCACGACGCACGCACCCAGUGGCAAUACCUCCUACCCUGGUACGCCCAUGAAAAAUCCCGCGGCUACUAAAAUGUUGCACGAAUUACUCUCGACACCACGCAAAACCCCACUUCCUCGUAGCUUAACACCACGCAAUUUGUCGCCCAUGGAACGCUUGCCGGAGAACCAACAACAAGAGCAACAGCGUACCAAAUACCUUUAUCGCAGCCAACAACAAUUGUAUUGCACGCCUAGUGAACGUCGCGUUGAACGCACCGCUCAGAGUUUACACUACGAAUCUGUGAAGACGCAAGGUGAUCGCACAAUGGCGGUCAUAACACCACGCAUAACCGCGCAUCAAUCGAAGAUUUAUCCUGAAGUGGAGGAGGAGGACUGCAGUAGCAUACACGGCAAGUCCACCAACACCACUAUGCCCUAUCAGCAAAAGGUGGCCAAUGCGUCAAUCACACUAGCCAUAGUCUCGCUUAUGAUGGUGAUCAGCAACAGCAUGAAUUCGGCGCUUAUUAUCUACAUGAUUGCCCAUUUUGGAAAGUCAUUCUAUUUACAAUACAGCUUGGUAUCCGCCUUUAGUGGCGUCGGUCUUGGCUUUCUAGGGUUUCGGUCACGACAUUGCGAGUGGUUACCGAAUCGCAGCUACAUUUCCGGUUAUAUAUUGUUAACGGUAUUCAGUUUGCUUAAAUGUUGUUGUCUUGUGGUUAUUCUCGUGCUGGAUCCUUACCCUGGACUGCCGCUGCACGAUGUUACCACAGGCGUUAUACUGGGUCUCUCCACAUUCACGAUUUUCUUCAUCGGCCUAGGCGUAAUCGGCUCACUUUGGUGUUACCGACCUCCACCAGAUAAUCGCGUUAAUGUGGCUUAGGUUUUUGUAUGCAAAUUCAUAACAAAAUAUUUUUUUUUUUAAUUUUUUAUCACUUAAGUACUUAUUUAUCUUUUAUUAUUUAUUUAUUUAAUUUAAUCUGUAUUUUUAGUUAUUUGUUAUUUAUUAAGUUUAGUUCACAAAUGUAAUACAAAAAUUAUAUUCACGGCUAAAAUACCAAAAAUAAGUAGAACAAGUUGUUCAUCAAUUUACACUGUUCGAAAAAAGACUGUAAAUAACUACAUAUCUUUUGAAAUAUACAGAAGAAAGAGGCACACACAAUCCAGUUUUAGUUCAUAAGUUAUGCAGAUAUUCAUAUAUACAUAAAUGGUUGUACUGUUAUAUGGUUGUCAUAGUGUUAGUUUUAUAGUGAUUGUAUAGAAGUUAAAUUUUUUGAUCAUCUCUGAUAUAGGAAGCAUUUAAUUAGUAGACAUUGUAAAAACUAAGACACAAGUUCAAAAAUGUACUUAUAUAUUUAUAUUUAUCAUUAGUUUUCGAAUAUAUGUAAGUAGUUUAAGUGCAUAUGGUGCAUUUUAUAGCAUCGCAGUCAUUUGUAAUAAAUGUAAAUCUAUAAAAAAAAAAAGAAUAAUAAAGAUUUUCGAAAUCAAAA
This is a messenger RNA of Bactrocera oleae (olive fruit fly), 4061 nucleotides long. It is a transcript of the gene spdo, whose product is annotated as sanpodo. The record is from RefSeq and is a predicted model, not a curated record. NCBI's taxonomy places the organism in Eukaryota, Metazoa, Arthropoda, Insecta, Diptera, Tephritidae.